AUGAUGGAUAGUCCUUACAAGCCCUCAAUUAAACAUUGUAGUGUUCUUCUAAGAACCAUUGCAGGCAACAUUUCACCAAAUUUGGAUCUUGUUUUUCAGGUAGUAAAUAAAUUUGAAGCCACAGGAAACUCCCUUUCAAAAAGCGUUUAUGAUGCCAGAAGACUAGAAGAUGCAGCCAAGGUGCUCAAUGAAAUGCAAGCAAAUGGUUGCAAUCCUGACAUCAAGACAUGGACGAUUCUAAUCAAGGGACACUAUUCAGCCAAUGAAGUUGACAAAGCUCUGAUCAUUUUCUCCAACAUUAUCGAGAAAGGUUGCAAGGUUGAUGCAGAUCUUUUGGAUGUUUUGGUAAAUGGAUUAUUGAGUCAAAACAAGGCCAUUAAAGCACACCAGGUGCUUGAAAUGACUGAGACAAGAUAG
This is a messenger RNA of Lactuca saligna, 417 nucleotides long. The record is from the annotation of a GenBank genome assembly. Lineage: Eukaryota; Viridiplantae; Streptophyta; Magnoliopsida; Asterales; Asteraceae.